CUUCAAAGACUUCGCUGAACUUUGGCCGGAAAAGUUCCAGAACAAAACCAACGGCAUCACUCCACGCCGUUGGCUUCUGCUCUGCAACCCGAACCUGUCCGAUCUAAUCAUGGAGAAUUUGAAUGGUAAUGACGCAUGGAUCACCGAUUUGACUUUGAUUAAUCAACUCAAAUCCCGUGUGAACGAUACUGCUCUGUUGCGUAACCUAAUGCGAAUCAAGCGCGACAACAAGGCCAAAUUUGCUGGCUACAUGGAGCAGAACUACGGAAUACACUUGAACACAGCCUCUCUCUUUGAUAUACA
Opisthorchis viverrini is the source of this 303-nucleotide messenger RNA. RefSeq lists its product as hypothetical. Gene Ontology annotation, biological process: glycogen catabolic process. NCBI's taxonomy places the organism in Eukaryota, Metazoa, Platyhelminthes, Trematoda, Opisthorchiida, Opisthorchiidae. The record is from RefSeq and is a predicted model, not a curated record. Gene Ontology annotation, molecular function: pyridoxal phosphate binding; glycogen phosphorylase activity. The annotation marks the transcript as partial. Gene Ontology annotation, cellular component: cytoplasm. The transcript has a single exon.